Molecule: messenger RNA, 1544 nt
Organism: Phoenix dactylifera (date palm)
Lineage: Eukaryota; Viridiplantae; Streptophyta; Magnoliopsida; Arecales; Arecaceae
Source: RefSeq, a predicted model, not a curated record
UCCCAUCUUGAUCCAAUGCGUAGCCGUCCUUUGUCUCGUCACCAUGUUCACACUUUUGUCGACAUGCGUUCCAAAUCCUGUUUCCAGUUUGAACGAACGAAUGCACCAAAACGCAAAGCGGUACAUCAACUCUGACCAUAUACUCCCUCCACCGUGCCCCUCCUGAAGACCAGCCAUUCCCCAUGGAAUAUAUUUCCAAAUAAAAAAUAAUUUAAUAGGCAAACACAUAAACAAUAAGCAUCUACUCUUCUCUCAUUUUCCCUGCACCUUCUUUUCCAUUGCCUCUUACCCUCCCUCUAUUCUCAAUCCAUUAUGUACAUGUAACCACGCCUCCCUCACCCAUCUAAUCCCAAUCCAGAGAGCAUCUCUUUGCCCUUCUUCAUCACAGUUUUUGGUGUGAGAAGGAAUCAUGGCCACCUGCGUCGAGAAUUGCCGAGCUAAAGCUCCCUUCUGCAAGUAUGUAAUCGACAUCUCCCAGCCUGAUAUCGCCGAUUGUUCUGACUGCAACAUGCCUGCCAACGACUCCAGCGAUGCCGCCGGCGACGACGUUUGGGCCAAGAUCCAAGAAGAAGCUCGGUCAGACGUCGAGGAUGAACCAGUCCUCCAGAAUUACUAUUUUGAUCUCAUCCUCAACCACAAUUCCCUUGAGUCUGCUCUCGCAGCGCAUCUUGCAAGCAAACUAAGUCUUCCAAAUCUCAUGCCGAGCAACAGUCUCCAAGAAUUGCUCUUGAGCAUCUUAUCCAAGGAUCCGGAGAUCGGCCGGUCGGUGAGGGCCGAUCUUUGGGCGGCGAGGGACCGCGAUCCGGCGUGCGCGAAGAUGGUACACUGCUUUCUUUACUACAAAGGGUUCCUGGCGUUGCAGGCCCACCGGGUGGCGCACCGGCUGUGGGCGGAGGGGCGGGCGGCGGCGGCGCUCCUGCUGCAGAGCCGGACGUCGGAGGUGUUCGCCGUCGACAUCCACCCGGGGGCGAGGAUUGGAUCGGGUGUGAUGCUGGACCAUGCGACUGGGGUGGUGAUCGGCGAGACGGCGGUGGUCGGCGACGACGUGUCGAUCCUCCACGGCGUGACGCUGGGCGGCACCGGGAAGGAGAGAGGCGACCGGCAUCCGAAGAUCGGUGACGGGGUCUUGGUGGGUGCAGGGGCGCAGAUACUGGGGAACGUGGAGGUCGGGGAGGGGGCGAAGAUCGGGGCGGGGUCGGUGGUGCUGCGGGCGGUGCCGCCGAGGACGACGGCGGUGGGGAACCCGGCGAGGCUUCUCGGUGGAAAAGAGAACCUGGUCCGUCUCGGAAGGAGGGCCUCUUUGACUAUGGACCACACCUCGUGGUCGGAUCACGUGAUCUGAGAGGCAGGUCCGUACACAACUGAUAUACUCUGCUUAAAAUAGAAACAAUUAAAGUUAUGUAGCUAUUCGUGAUGAUGAUGUCUUCGACUCAUAGUCCGUUUGUUUGUUAAAGAUCCUUCCCAUUUUUGUCGCUUGGAACUUUUGCAUUGGAAUCCUGUGCAGUGGACUAUUAAUGGCAUUUCCUUGGGGGAUAUUACUUCUA